UUAUUAUUGGAGUAAUCGCACCAUGAGGGAUCUCCAUGGUAGUUCAAAAUUAUUUUGGGGUAGCAUCGUCAUUUUUAAGGGAUUGGAUUUACGCGUAGUUUAGGAGUGGAGGUGGGAGAGAGGGCGAGAGCGAAGGCGAAAUGAGGCCAGAAAAUGAAAGCGAGACGCUGGUAGAAGCGGCGCUAAGAGUGUUAAAUACGGAGGACCCAUUUGAAAAGGCUCGACUCGGCGACUGGGUUGCCUCUAAAUGGCUUGACGGCACCAUCAAUCUUCCCUACAACCCCUCUCUCAAUCUUCCAGUGCCCGAUCGCCCCGCCAGGCUCACCAACGUGAAAUUGGUGUCACCGAGUUUAAUGCCGAAGCUUGGUAAAGCUGGGAGCUUGCAGAGUAGGCAGGCCAUUGUGCAUAGUCUAGUGCACACUGAGAGUUGGGCCAUUGACUUGGCUUGGGAUAUUAUUACUCGUUUUGGUAAGCAAGAGGCUAUGCCGAGAGAAUUCUUUACAGAUUUUGUAAAGGUGGCUCAAGAUGAAGGCCGACAUUUCACUCUCCUUGCCGCACGGCUGGAGGAACUAGGUUCUUCUUAUGGAGCAUUACCUGCUCAUGAUGGCCUUUGGGACUCAGCCAUAGCGACAUCCAAAGACCUGUUGUCACGUUUGGCAAUUGAACAUUGUGUUCAUGAGGCCAGGGGACUUGAUGUGCUGCCUACCACCAUUUCUCGUUUCCAUAGUGGAGGUGAUAACAAGACAGCAGAUUUACUGGAGACGGUGGUUUACCCAGAAGAGAUUACUCAUUGUGCUGCAGGAGUGAAGUGGUUUAAGUAUCUUUGUUUGAGGUCUAGGAAUCCAGCUCUAUUUCAAGAUAGCUUGGCAUCUCUAGAACAUGAAGCAGGAGAAAAUGGAUGUAAAAUAGAGGAGAAUGAAGUGAUUGUUCAGAAGUUUCAUGCCGUAGUAAGGAAAAAUUUUAGGGGAUCAUUGAAGCCACCGUUUAACGAGGCUGCAAGGAAAGCUGCUGGUUUUGGUCCCGAAUGGUAUGAACCACUGGCAAUCAAAGCUGUGCCAGAUUGCCAAUACUGAAGAAAAUUUAGGAAGAAAAAUAUCAAUGAAGAUCAUAAAGUUCUUCUGAAGCAUGAGUUGAUAUGCUUAGUAUUGCUGAUUAUGCCAUCAAUAUGAUAGUUAUCGAUUCAGAAAAUUUUUCAUCCCAUUAAGAGCAAUUACGUGUUUUAAUUUAUAAGUACCCAAGGGCUGCUUUUGAUUCAUAAGGUCCCAGUUCAAAAUUUGCUUGUAUUCCAGGAGAAUUGUUCCUUAUAUUUCUUUUUUUCAACAGAACGAUGAAUUUGAUGA
Molecule: messenger RNA, 1340 nt
Organism: Mangifera indica (mango)
Lineage: Eukaryota; Viridiplantae; Streptophyta; Magnoliopsida; Sapindales; Anacardiaceae
Exons: 4
Coding region: 141-1073 (310 amino acids)
Source: RefSeq, a predicted model, not a curated record